Callithrix jacchus (white-tufted-ear marmoset) is the source of this 2677-nucleotide messenger RNA. RefSeq names its product sex comb on midleg-like protein 1. NCBI's taxonomy places the organism in Eukaryota, Metazoa, Chordata, Mammalia, Primates, Cebidae. The record is from RefSeq and is a predicted model, not a curated record. Gene Ontology annotation, biological process: negative regulation of DNA-templated transcription. Gene Ontology annotation, molecular function: chromatin binding; histone binding. Gene Ontology annotation, cellular component: nucleus.
CCAAGCUCCUUCCGCUCGCGCCUCAGUGUGCCUCGUGAGAGGGGAGACAGUUACCACACGGUUACCACACAGCCGCGGCACAGACGUAGGCCUCAGGUCUCCGGCCUCAGAGCCAGACCCCGCCACCUCACGAUAUCCGACCAGAUUGAGGAACAAGGAGUAGAGGUUUGCCACUCUCAGGUGACUAAGCAGUAUCACAAAAAUGAUGUCUAGCAACACCAGUGAAGCUGAUGUGCUAAAAACAAGAAUAUCUACUUAUGAUGAUGACAACACUGUUGUUCUUCAUGCAUAUGAAACAAAACAUAAAUUUGCAAAUGAAACAAAAACUGAGCAGGAACCCAUUACUGUAGCUGAUGCAUCCUGUAAUACUGAAGAGCAACCGAAGUCAGUGUAUGAUGUCCUUACCUAUUGCCAGGUUAUAUAUGAUGCUAUCCAAAACCUGGAUAAGAAGAUUGAUGGCAUUAGCAGAAAGGUUUCAAAAAUCCAACGUUUCAAUGCAAAAGCAGGGUCGACGAAUCGCAAGCCAUCUGGCUUUGGAUAUGGAUAUGCAUACACAAAUUAUUCUUGCCUGCUUGCUAAAAAGCUUAAACUCCAGAAAAUGAAGAAAAGUCAGGCUUACGAGACAUUCUCCUACCCUCAAAGUUAUAGUCCCACUUCACCGGUGGCAGUGCGGGCAGAUAAUUCCCAGAGCAACAAUCCAGCACCAUCCUUUCACAUGGAAGAAGAAUACCAGCGAGCUGAGCCGGAGGAGGACCCAGUCCUCAGCUGUACUCCGAGUCCAGUGCAUCCCUCAGUCCACUCUGAGCAUGGUUUUCUACCAUCUUAUGCAUCUGAUGGUGCAAUGCCUGGCUCUUCACGGCCCUACCGUGGCAGCGCUAGGGUUAACAGCAGCCAAGUUACAAGCGUACCAGUGGACAAUGACAUGUAUUUAGAGGACAACUUCAUUAAGCACCCUGCAACAUGGUCGGUGGAAGCAGUGGUCCUAUUUCUGAAGCAAACGGAUCCUCAGACAUUAUCCCCUCUUGUCGAUCUCUUCAGAACCUAUAAAAUUGAUGGGAAGGCUCUGCUCCUACUCACGAGCGACCUGAUGCUGAAGUACUUGGGUAUGAAGCUGGGAACGGUCCUGAAGCUAUGCUACUACAUUGAACGACUUAAACAAGGAAAAUGCUAUCAAAAUUAAAAAAAAAUUCUUGUACAAAUUUAGAUUGGGCCAACUUCCAAAGAUACCAAUGCCUUCUUAGUGUAGAAUCAUUUUCUGCCGUUUAGUCAUUUUUGGUUUUUAGAAAGUAUCUCUCAAAAUAUAGCCAGAAUUGUAGAACUAUGUUAUAGUCCAGUCCACUACUUUCAAAACCAUUUAACUGCUAGAUAGUAUUAGAAUAGUCCAAUAGGAAAUUCAUUCUUUAUAGGUCUUAAAAAAUUACUCUUAUUAUAUUGUUUACAAAUAUUUCAUGUAAGAAAUGGAAAAUAAACCCCUUUGAUUCUGGUUCAUCUUUAUACAGAGAACUAAGACAGCUAAGAGAGGUAUUAUCAGGGGUUGGCAACUUCCAUGAUGAAAUCUAUGGGGAUUUUUCCUCAGAAGAGAAUUUAAAGGUGUACCCAUAGAUAGCUCUUUCUGAAGUAUUUUGUCUGUCUGAUGCUGCCGUGUUCUACCAGUUUCCAGAAAGAGAAUAGCCAUAUAAGUUAUUUUUCUUUCUGCUAUUAUUUGUCUACAAGUUUUACUCAGUUUUAGAGAAAAAAAUAAGCUUAAAAACUUUUAUGAAGUGCUCUUAACAGUUUUUAGAUAAACUAUAUGAUAGAUAGAAUGGUUAUUUAAUGCAAGAAAUAUACUACAAGGGUGGUUUCAAUAGUCUGACUACUUUUUAUCCAAAAAAUAUUCUACUAAAACUUCCAUAUUUUGGCUAAGUUUGGACAUUUAACUACACUUUCAUUGUUUGCACCUCUCUAUAAAGAUACCUCUGUCUAAACUUUUAAGAUAUAUAACUUUAUUUUAUGUGUUUAUUCUUUAUAUAGAUAAUAUUUUAUAUUUUAUUCUAACCUGAAGUAUACACACAAGUAAUUUUUUUAAUUUAAAAUGGCAUUUUGUAUUCCCCCAGAGGUAGGAUAAGCCAUAUAUUUGUAAGAUGUUUUAUUUUGUGAAAUCUAAGUGGAUUAUUUGCCAUCACUAGUAUCUCUCAACUUACUUUUCAGAGGACAAGAAACAGUCUGUGGAUUGGUUUCCAUACAGGGAAGUUCACUGUCCUGUGGAAUAUUUCUAAUUUGCUUAGUUCUGAGCCAUUUAUCCUGCUACACUUUGAACGAUACAUUAAUUCAGACUGAUGUUUGGGGGCUUUAUUUUGUAAGUUAGAACUUUCAAGUGAAACAUAUUCAACACUAUUCUUUCAUUAUAAAUGUAUAACAUGUUUAUUACAUUGUAUAACAAAUAUAAGGUUUAUAAGCUAUGAGAAUUGGUGCUGUCACCAUUAGCCACUUAAAAAUGUGAAGAAAAUGUUCACCAGGGGCAAUAAUGUAACUUUUCUUGUUAGAAAACCAAAUAUACUUUAGACACGACUGCAACUAUUUACAGAAUAGCUUCAUCUAUGUUAUUUCUUAAAUGUCAUAAGAUUCUUACUUAAACUUGGUCUUCUUUCAAAUUGUUUCUAUGAAUAUGCUCUACCCACUUGAACAGUCCUUAGUUUAC